GACAGCUAACCUCAAACUUCAAGUCGAAAGUCAAAACAAAAGUGGCGUAAAAACAUAAACUAAAAAAAUGCCGAAUUUAACGAAAACGAUAUAGCAAUAUUUCAAUUUUAAUUAAAUAUACAAUUUUAUUGAGGUAUCUAUUAGUGUAGCUUGCAAUAAACCCUGAGAAUUUCAUAUAAAAAUGUCAGACGCCGAAGUUGAAGUGUCUGCUAUAUUUAAAAAACGGAAUGUAAAGAAUAGAGGCGGCAGGAAGAGGAAAACUUCCAGUUCUGAAGAAAAGAAUAGUUCAGAAUCAGAUGAACCAUCAGUGGUGCAGCCGUCAAAACGUCCUCAGAAACUCAACCCUAACAUUCAGUCCACUGGUGGUGAGAAGAAACAGAGAGUGGUGAUCGAAAACAGUGAUCAGAGUAGUGAUGAUGAUAAGCCAAAAAAAACAACGCUUUCGGUGCAACAGCAAAGAGAGAACGCGACGGCGACAUACGAACUCGACACUGAGAGAGAUAAGGACGCACAGGCGAUAUUCGAAAAGGCGCAAAAGAUUAAUGAGGAACUGCAAGGGCAGGCUGAUGAUAAGUUGUAUCGGGGUAUAAAUAAUUACGCCCAAUACUACAAAAAGAGGGACACGGCAGCGGGGAACGCUAGUUCAGGGUUCGUUAGGAAGGGGCCCAUACGGGCGCCGGCCAAUUUGAGGGCCACUGUGAGAUGGGACUACCAACCGGAUAUUUGUAAGGACUACAAAGAGACGGGAUUUUGCGGUUUUGGAGAUUCGUGCAAAUUCCUGCACGACAGAUCGGACUACAAGCACGGCUGGCAACUGGAGCGGGAGGAGAUACAGACGAGCAAAGAUGGCGACUCGGAUUACGAGAUACACAGCGACGAAGAGCUGCCGUUCAAGUGUUUCAUCUGCAGGAACAGCUUCAGGGACCCCGUGGUCACGAGGUGUAAACAUUAUUUCUGUGAGAAAUGUGCCUUGGACAAUUAUAAAAAAACAACGCGAUGUUUUAUUUGUAAUUCUCAAACUGGGGGUGUAUUUAACCCCGCUAAGGAAAUAGAGGCCAAAAUCAAGGCUGGGUCUGGCAGUGAUGAUGAUGAUGAUGAUAAUGAUGAUGAUGAAUGAAUAUUAAAUGUU
Messenger RNA from Zerene cesonia (dogface butterfly), 1129 nucleotides. RefSeq names its product E3 ubiquitin-protein ligase RNF113A (gene mdlc). The record is from RefSeq and is a predicted model, not a curated record. Gene Ontology annotation, cellular component: U2-type spliceosomal complex. The coding region runs from base 182 to 1117 and encodes 311 amino acids. Gene Ontology annotation, biological process: snoRNA splicing. The transcript has 7 exons. Gene Ontology annotation, molecular function: metal ion binding. NCBI's taxonomy places the organism in Eukaryota, Metazoa, Arthropoda, Insecta, Lepidoptera, Pieridae.